Exserohilum turcica Et28A is the source of this 1167-nucleotide messenger RNA. RefSeq lists its product as uncharacterized. The transcript has a single exon. The coding region runs from base 1 to 1167 and encodes 388 amino acids. The record is from RefSeq and is a predicted model, not a curated record. NCBI's taxonomy places the organism in Eukaryota, Fungi, Ascomycota, Dothideomycetes, Pleosporales, Pleosporaceae.
AUGGCCACCACGUGGAUCGAACGACGGUGGUUGUUGUGGACGUCCGUUCCGCUUGGUCAAGACAACACGGCAUGGUUGGAUUUCAGCAAAGCAUUCAGUGGCCGGACAGGCACCUACUACUGGCAGGACGUACCAGGAGUGCAGUCCAAACUUGCCACCUUCCUGGACGAAGCCAAGAAUGCAACAGAACAAGUCGUAGUGCGCACACUACAGACUAUGCUGAACGCCAAUCCUGAUGAGCGACCGGAUGCUGCAUCACUGACCAAGAUCUUUACUCCUGCGCCAUGCUGCCUCAACUGGCCAAACGACAAGGUGACCUUCCCCGGACCGCAUGAGGAGCUGAUUGCAGUGGAAAAGUUUGCGCACCAGCCUGGCAUUGACAAUUACAUCAAGCCGGAUGCUCAUGAGCGUGCCAAUUACAAUAGUGCAAAGACCUGGCUGGAUGAUUGCUUGUGUACCCAUGGUGGUUGUCAGCAGCAUCAGAAGAUAAGCGAUUCCGGUGGUCUUCCCAAACGCCUGAUUGAUACCCUUCCGGAGGGUCAAGCCGGAACCUAUGUGCGGAUCGUCGACGGCGACGCUCUCGAAGCAACCUCGCAGCAAGUCCAAUAUGCUGCUCUCAGUCACGCCUGGAGUGACGCAGAACCUCUCCUCUCGAGCGACUCGCUACCGAGAAUGCAAACCGAGCUAGGCCUACAAACGCUGCCUCUGGCAGUCAGGAAUGCCAUUUCCGAAGUGCAGCGCCUCGGCUUCCGAUACUGUUGGCUCGACUCUCUCUGUGUCCUCCAGGAUUCCCAGCAAGACCGGGAACACGAGUGCACAAACAUGUCUUCGACAUUCCGUAACGCGACACUCACCAUUGUCCUCGACCAGCAUGUCCAUGCAUGCGCGGUCGAGAAUGCUGGAGACAAACGCUCCGACACAACCACAAUUGCGACUCCUCGACUACCAGCCGACAUCCUUGCCACACCCAACCUAGGCUGGGAUACUCGGGCAUGGGUCCUCCAGGACCGUCUGCUCAGCCGACGCUUCCUCUAUCUAGGCGAGCAGCUAUACUGGGAGUGCAACACGCUCAAGGCCUCUCAGACAUUCCCUCACGGCCUGCCCUCUCUCCUGUGGGAAAAGGUACACACGCAAUACAGCCGAGGCGUCCAUAAAGAAGAAUCAUGA